Molecule: messenger RNA, 1362 nt
Organism: Ramularia collo-cygni
Lineage: Eukaryota; Fungi; Ascomycota; Dothideomycetes; Mycosphaerellales; Mycosphaerellaceae
Product: related to galactosyltransferase associated protein kinase P58/GTA
Exons: 2
Coding region: 1-1362 (453 amino acids)
Biological process (GO): regulation of mitotic cell cycle; protein phosphorylation
Cellular component (GO): nucleus
Molecular function (GO): cyclin-dependent protein serine/threonine kinase activity; ATP binding
Source: RefSeq, a predicted model, not a curated record
AUGACUUCACGAUGGGCAGACUCGGCGGAGGACGCAGCAGAAGAUGCGCGACGAAAAGCGGAAAAGGAAGAAAAGAAGAGGCUCAAGGCGGAAAAGCAGCGAAAAGCACAGGAAGCUGAACGCGAAGCGGCAGCAGCUCAGUCGAAUGGCCAUGCGGAAAACGACGAAGAUCGGCCGUCAAAGCGAAGACGAUUAUCACAAGACGAGCCUCCUCAAGAGCGGAAGUUGCUUCACUUCAUUGCUCCAUCGUGGCAGCCCUGUCGAUCGGUGGAGAGAUUUGACCGCUUGAACCACAUCGAGGAGGGCAGCUAUGGCUAUGUUUCGCGUGCCAAAGAUGAGACCACCGGAGAGAUUGUCGCGAUUAAGAAGCUCAAGCUAGAUCUCAUGCGCGACGGAGGAUUCCCUGUGACGGCAUUACGAGAGAUACAGACCCUCAACGCGGCAAAACACAGACAUGUGGUGGAGCUUCGCGAGGUAGUGGCAGGUGAAGGAAGUGCCAAAGGAGAUGUCUAUCUGGUCAUGGAGUUCCUGGAGCACGAUCUCAAAUCUCUACAGGAAGAUAUGGAGGAGGCUUUCCUCCCAUCAGAGGUCAAGACACUGCUCCUCCAACUCGGCAGCGCAGUCGAGUACCUGCACGACAACUGGAUCCUACACCGAGACCUCAAAACGAGCAACAUCCUCAUGAACAACCGCGGCGAGAUCAAAGUUGCAGACUUUGGCAUGGCACGAUUUCGCGGCGACCCACCGCCGGCAAACCUCACACAGCUGGUUGUUACACUCUGGUAUCGCGCACCAGAACUGCUCCUUGGGGCGACAACAUACGACUCGGCAAUCGACAUGUGGAGCAUUGGCUGCAUUUUCGCAGAGCUUCUCACAAAGCAACCCCUGCUACAAGGCAAGAAUGAAGUCGAUCAGCUUAGCAAGAUAUUUGAAAUAUGCGGCAUCCCCACUGAGGAUACCUGGCCUGGUUUCAAGCGUCUCCCCAAUGCUCGCUCGUUGCGUCUACCGACAAACAGCAAAUCCGCUCAAGGCUCCAUCAUACGAUCAAAGUUCCCAACUUUGACGAACGGAGGCGCCGGGCUGCUGAAUGACUUGCUUUCACUUGAUCCGAAUCGACGACCUUCCGCGAAGGAGAUGUUGGAGCAUGCAUAUUUCCGUGAAGAUCCGCGUCCGAAACCAACUGCAAUGUUCCCGACAUUCCCGUCAAAGGCCGGACAGGAGAAGCGAAGAAGACAGGCGAGUCCAAACGCCCCCGUACGCGGCGCGGCGCCUGGACUCCAAGGCGAGGUAGACUUCAGCUCGAUUUUCAAGGGACGGGACGAAGAAGAGAAAGGCGGUGGGUUUCAACUCAAGCUUGUUUGA